GUUCCUGGGAUGGAAGCUUUAAUUGGAAAGGUCAAUGCAGAAGGUGCUGGCUUGCUGCAGGGUUCUGGAUGGGUGUGGCUGGCUCUAGACAAAGAAACGAAGAAGCUUGUGGUUGAACCGCAGAAAAUCAGCUACAACUUUGACAACCUGGCAUCUUUUAGUCAGCUUUUGUUCCCUUCGUGUGAAUCUGAGUACAAGAUUCUUUGUGCACAAACCCCUGAAUCAAAGAACUUUAUGGGGUUUAGCUUUCUGAAUGGGGUCUUCAUGGUACUUUUAAAUCUGAUCCUGGAGCUCAAUUCUGUCGGCUUUUAUCAGGAAGUAUCUUUUCUGUAUUUGCAGUUCUUACAACAUGCGCUGCUCAAAUAGUAUCCUCAGUGGAGCAAACCACGAGGCGCAUAAAGUGGGGAAGCCAAGAAGUAAGAACUUGCUGAUAAUAUUAUAAGCUCCCUUAAGAACAUAAACAGGAAAGCUCACUCUGUGGCUGCUUGUGAAUUGUGAUUGAAGAAAACUCAGCCCUUGAGUCGUGGCCGAUUGUGUGGGAGCCCGUUGGAGUAGAUAAUAAUUAAGGACACUGGUGGGGAUUCGUAUUUUAAUAUCUUAAAUUGUGGGAAAGAAUGUAGAAAUCUAAUUCUAUAUAUGUAUGAACAUAAUUAUAUGUAAGAUAAUUAGUUCUUCAAUUUUAUGUACUAAAAUACUGACAAUUGCAAAUUUACAAAGCAAGUUGUGGCCUGCAUAUCCUUAUAGUGGGAUCUCAUGCAAAUAUAUCAUUCCAUUAUAUUAGAUUUGAA
Argentina anserina (silverweed cinquefoil) is the source of this 788-nucleotide messenger RNA. RefSeq lists its product as uncharacterized. Lineage: Eukaryota; Viridiplantae; Streptophyta; Magnoliopsida; Rosales; Rosaceae. The transcript is spliced from 5 exons. The coding region runs from base 10 to 366 and encodes 118 amino acids. The record is from RefSeq and is a predicted model, not a curated record.